Messenger RNA from Lynx canadensis (Canada lynx), 1735 nucleotides. It is a transcript of the gene BDKRB1, whose product is annotated as bradykinin receptor B1. The transcript has 2 exons. The record is from RefSeq and is a predicted model, not a curated record. Gene Ontology annotation, molecular function: bradykinin receptor activity. Gene Ontology annotation, biological process: G protein-coupled receptor signaling pathway; immune response; response to mechanical stimulus. Gene Ontology annotation, cellular component: membrane. Lineage: Eukaryota; Metazoa; Chordata; Mammalia; Carnivora; Felidae. The coding region runs from base 192 to 1253 and encodes 353 amino acids.
UUGCUUCUUCCAUCGAAAGACUCACUUUCUCGGCAAUCCCUCCAGUGACCUCAUUGGACAGGAGGUUGGGCAAUUUAAGGCCAUCGCGUUUCCACGGUGCUUCUCAGCCCAGAAAACACCUCCAAAGGCAGCUCUCGCCAUCAGAAACCCAGACGAAGUCGCGAGCUUUUUCAUCCCCUGAGUCGCCGCGGAUGGCGUCCCGGACCCUCCUGGAGCUCCUGUCCCUGAACCGGAGCCAGCCCCCGCCCGCAAACGCCACGUCCUGUGACGACGCUCGGGAGGCCUGGGACCUGCUGCACGGACUGCUGCCGGCAUUCAUCCUCGCCAUCUGCGCCUGCGGCCUGCUGGGAAACCUGCUUGUGUUGUCCGUCUUCCUCCUGCCCCGGCGGCGCCUGAACGUGGCGCAAAUCUACCUGGCCAACCUGGCCGCCUCCGACCUGGUGUUCGUCCUGGGCCUGCCCUUCUGGGCGGAGAACAUCUCGAACCGGUUCCGCUGGCCUUUCGGAGCCCUCCUCUGCCGCGUCGUCAACGGGGUCAUCAAGGCCAACUUAUUCACCAGCAUCUUCCUGGUGGUGGCCAUCAGCCAGGACCGCUACCGGGUGCUGGUGCACCCCAUGGCCAGCCGGAGGCGGGGGCGCAGGCGGCGAGCGUGGGCCACCUGCGUGCUCAUCUGGAUGGCGGGGGGCCUCCUGAGCAUCCCCACGUUCCUGUUCCGCUCCCUCGCCGCCGUCCCGGAACUGAGCGACACCUGUGCCUGCGUGCUGCUGCACCCGCCCGGGGCCUGGCACUUCGCGCGGAUGGUGGAGUUGAACGUGCUGGGCUUCCUCCUGCCGCUGCUGGCCAUCGUCUUCUACAACGGCCAGAUCCUGGCCUCCCUGCGAGGGCGCGCGGAGGUGGGCGGCACGCGGAGCGGGGGCUCCACGGAUGGCAAGACCGCGGGGCUCCUCCUCACGCUCGUGGCUGCCUUCCUGGUGUGCUGGACCCCCUACCACUUCUUUGCCUUCCUGGACUUCCUGUUCCAGGUGCAGGCCGUCCGCGGCUGCUUCUGGGAGAAGUUCAUAGACCUGGGCCUGCAGUACGCCAACUUCUUCGCCUUCACCAACAGCUGCCUGAACCCGGUGAUUUACGUCUUCGUGGGCCGGCUCUUCAAGACCAAGGUGCGGGAGCUUUGUAAACAGUGCGUCCCUAGGAGCCUUCGUCCCGUGUGCCCGGCCCAGCGGAAAGACAUCCUCCAACUUUUCUGGCAGAAGUAAACCGGCGGGGAGUCACGAAGCUUGGCUUCCGGAUCCGCGAUUUCGGACAUCGGGAAGUCCUGUUGUGGUCGGCUGGGACAGUGAGCCCCCCGAAUGGCCAGGACCCAGUCCCUGGGGACCGUGGGUGUGAUUAGGGUGGGAGGACUGUGCACGGGUGAUGGAGCCAUGGAUCUCGAGAGGGGGAGAUUAUAGGGGACGGUCUGGGUGGGCCCGACGGAGCCACAAAGGUCCUUGUAAAAGGACAGCGGCAAUGUCAGGGUCAGAGAAAGCCACGUGACAGCAGGAUCAGAGGCUGGAGUGUCGUGAGGAGCCCCGAGCCAUUGCUGGCACCCGCUGAAGGCCAGAGAAGGGAAAGGAGACGCGUUCUCCCCUCAAGCUUCCAGAAGGCGCCAGCCCUGUAGACACCCGACUUUAGCCCGAGGAGACGGACUUCGGAUGUCUGGCUUCCGGAUCCAUAAGGCAAUAAAGUCGUGUUGUUUUAA